Messenger RNA from Trichobilharzia szidati, 753 nucleotides. The record is from the annotation of a GenBank genome assembly. Lineage: Eukaryota; Metazoa; Platyhelminthes; Trematoda; Strigeidida; Schistosomatidae.
AUGAACAGAUAUCACGUCGAUGAAGUCAGGUAUACUAAGCGUCAAUAUUCUCAACAGGCUGGACAACACCUGAUCGAGAAUCCCAGUCAUCAUAGCACAACAUUUAUGAAUAUUUUUCAUGAAUUUCUAUGGAUCAAAAUGCAUCUAUUCACCAACUCGAAUUUCAUCAAUCAUUUUGUCUAUUUUCUGUGGUUAUGGUCAAUUGGAGUACGUGUUAAUGAAUAUGUGGGGCUGAAACAGCAGCAUAUGAAGACAAGUGGAAUGAUUGAUGUAUUAGUGAUGAGUGGAAUAUCGAUUGGAGUAGUGUUGUUGGUGACUGUCACUAACCAUGACUACUCAUCAAGACGAUAUAGAUUGAUUGAGAAUGAAUCGAUUUAUUGGAUAUCUUUAUCUAUUGAUCGAAUCUCGAAUACAGCUUUAAUCACAGAUUUUAAACGCUUUCUAAUCAGUUCUACUCUCCUGAGAUGGUUGAUCACAGUGACGCAUUAUUGCGUAAUCCAGAGGAAAUGCCUAACCCAAGAUUAUGCAACAUUGAUAUGCAUUAAUGAAGUACUCAUGUAUACGCCUUCUGUGAUCGAUACAUUUUGUUUCAUCGUGUUCACCUAUUGGAUAGAAGACUACAGCAAUGCUGCUGGUUUUAUGCCAUCACAGCCAAUCAGGUCAAAUAUUAUAUCCAGGGUGUCGUCAGCCAGUGAUAGAUCGGACGGUGGGAUUCGAGUUAGAAGUGCUGGUGACUCAAACGGAGACAGAUAA